AUGUCUAAGAGUGAUGUGGUUAAAGCUAGGCAGACGGCGCGUGGGAAGAAGCAGAAGGUGAGUUCUAUUGCGCACGAGAUGCGUGUUGAGCUGGUUAGGAACAAGAUCUUGGGAGGUGGGAGGGAGAAGAGCUUGUUCAUUGACGUGGGCGAGAGGUGUGGUGCGGCUUUCCAGCUGCUGCUUCACGGCAGACGUGGGGAGUCUCUGGAGACGCAAGGCUGGGUCGAGGAUGUGGAGAAGUUACUGAAGGGGGGCACGGAGCGUAUCUUGGCGGACUUCAGUGGCAGGUGGGCUUCUAGUGAGGAGGAGGUGAGGGUCGAGGAGGAUCUGGAGGCGAAGGCGAAGCUGUUGGAGGCAGCUCGAGGUGCGUUGAGUAGACUGGGAGGGCCGAUCGAGAGGCUCUGGGAGGAGUGCGUUGCGGCGCAGCAGGAGGAAGAGUAG
Recurvomyces mirabilis is the source of this 441-nucleotide messenger RNA. RefSeq lists its product as uncharacterized. Bases 1 to 441 code for a protein of 146 amino acids. NCBI's taxonomy places the organism in Eukaryota, Fungi, Ascomycota, Dothideomycetes, Mycosphaerellales, Teratosphaeriaceae. The transcript has a single exon. The record is from RefSeq and is a predicted model, not a curated record.